AUGAGAAGAGAUGUUGCAGAUUUCAGGGACAUGAUGGAAAAGUCACCUUUAUUGGAUAUUCCGACCAUUCAAAUGACCACUGGAAGUCGCAGAGAAGGAUUCCAAUUCAUGGGAUCAGAUACGGACGUGAUGAUUUGGUCAGAAGACGUCAAAGUUAUCUGGGACAUGAAGCAGGCUUUUAAUUACGACAAAGGUAAACAUACAUUGAUUCUCUCAUACAGCUCUGAAAGCCCACCAGGAUACACGUUACUUGUUUUAAUGGAAUGUGUGUAUAGAGCAUGUAUCAGUAUGACUACCAUACCUUUCAUAUCUAGUUCUACACUCAGACGAAAACUGUUCUCUGACAUAUUACCAGAUUUUACAGAACAUGGACCAUGUAGUAGAGGUUAUAUGAACCGUAUGGAAUAUGACGUUGCUCAGUGCUUUGCCUGUGACAUUUGGCCUCCAUCAGCCUCUCAAUGGAUAGCCAGAUCUCACGACUGGCCGGGAUCUCAAUUAGUCAAUGAAAUUGUAAAAGGUGGAUGUCACUUUGUACCAAUAGGACACAAACAAGGGAAUUUUGAGUUCGACGAAUGGAGAAUCUCUUUUUCUCUUGCAGAACAGAAACUUGUGUACUCUAUGAAUCACUGUCAGUUUUUAACAUACGGCUUGCUCAAAUUGUUCCUAAAAGAAGUUAUUAACGAUGGUUUAAGUACUGAGGAUAAAUUACUGUGCUCAUAUCACAUGAAAACAGCAGUUUUGUGGGUGCUCCAGCAAAACACAAUUCGUGACUGGCGUCCUCAAAAUUUGUUGGAGGGUUUUAGGGUCUGCUUUAAGUUUAUCCUAAAAUGUGUAUAUGAAGGAGUUUGUCCUAACUUUUUCAUUCCAGAAAACAACAUGUUUUUGAGUAAUAUACAUGGAAAAGCACAAAAUGAUUUAUUUACUAGGCUAUAUGCGUUGUACGAAAGAGGGCUUGCAUCCCUGCUAGACAGUUCCUUCAUCAGACCGUAUCUGUUUCAAGAACUGAAUAACCAUGGUCAAAAUACUUGCACAGAUGAACCAAUUUUGAUCUCUGAGAUAGUAACAACAUUCCAAGAAUUGGGAAUAU
Saccostrea cuccullata (small rock oyster) is the source of this 1087-nucleotide messenger RNA. RefSeq lists its product as uncharacterized. The record is from RefSeq and is a predicted model, not a curated record. The transcript has a single exon. NCBI's taxonomy places the organism in Eukaryota, Metazoa, Mollusca, Bivalvia, Ostreida, Ostreidae. The annotation marks the transcript as partial.